This is a messenger RNA of Saccharomyces eubayanus, 1287 nucleotides long. RefSeq names its product B-type cyclin CLB3 (gene CLB3). Bases 1 to 1287 code for a protein of 428 amino acids. Gene Ontology annotation, biological process: regulation of cyclin-dependent protein serine/threonine kinase activity; mitotic cell cycle phase transition. Gene Ontology annotation, molecular function: cyclin-dependent protein serine/threonine kinase regulator activity. The record is from RefSeq and is a predicted model, not a curated record. The transcript has a single exon. Gene Ontology annotation, cellular component: cytoplasm; nucleus; centrosome. NCBI's taxonomy places the organism in Eukaryota, Fungi, Ascomycota, Saccharomycetes, Saccharomycetales, Saccharomycetaceae.
AUGCAUCACAAUUCUCAAUCUAUGAGCGCUGCUUAUAUCAGGAGCCCCGAGGACGAAAACAUGGCCCCUAUAGCUAGUACAAAACAUAGGACUGGGUCCCUGAGGCAUGUUCCAUCCACGCAUCCUAGGGUCGCACUUAGUGAUGUGACCAACAUAGUUGCGACGAACUCCAACAAUAAUAGCAUAAGUAGGACAAAGACCGUUCCGAUGAAGGAACGGUCCGACUCUGUCACGAGACUUGAGAAGCAGAGGCCUGCGGUAGAAGGUGCUACACAGCGGAGAGAAACAGAUCAUAAUGACAUGCUGACGGGGAAAGAACGAGAAGAGACCGUUGAUGAGGAUUACGAAGAGAGCGAAGACGAUGAGGGAGAAGAUCGAGAACCUUUGUUGUUGCAACAUUAUGCCAGCGAUAAAGCUGUCUGGGAACAUGCAUUUAAAACCUAUUAUAGAACUACAUUGGAUCCUAAUGAUGACGACGUGUACGAUGUGGUCAUGGUUGCUGAAUUGUCGAACGAAAUAUUUUUGUAUAUGAAGCAGCUGGAAGAAUCAUACAAACCCGAUCCGUACUAUAUGGAUAGACAGCCGGAAUUAAGGUGGUCGUUUCGAAGUACGCUGAUAGAUUGGAUUGUGCAAGUUCAUGAAAAAUUCCAACUUUUACCGGAAACAUUAUAUCUUUGCAUCAAUAUAAUAGACAGGUAUCUAUGCAAAGAGGUCGUUCCCGUCAAUAGGUUCCAGCUCGUAGGUGCUGCUUCGCUGUUUAUUGCUGCCAAGUAUGAAGAAAUCAACUGCCCCACAAUCAAAGAUUUCGUAUACAUGUCAGAAAAUUGCUACUCAAGAGAAGACUUGUUGGACGCAGAAAGAACCAUAUUGAAUGGCUUAGAAUUUGAACUGGGAUGGCCCGGUCCAAUGUCAUUUUUGCGAAGAAUCAGCAAAGCUGAUGACUACGAGCAUGAUACAAGAACGCUGGCUAAGUAUUUGUUGGAAUGCACGAUAAUGGACGACCGACUGAUCUCCGCGCAACCCAGUUGGUUGGCUGCGGGUGCUUAUUUUCUAAGUAAAGUGAUUUUGGGACAGAACCAAUGGUCCUUGGGGCAUGUUUACUAUUCCAACUACACCCAAGAGCAAGUUCUUCCACUCGCCACCAUUAUCUUAGAAAAUUGCAGGUAUGCAUCCAAACGUCAUAACGCCAUAUGGAGAAAAUAUUCUUCGCGUCGUUAUUUGCAUUCUUCACAGGUGGUAGCCAAAUGGAUAGCAUUAGCUGAACACAGAGUAGAUCGAUCUAACUAA